Messenger RNA from Daphnia pulicaria, 1193 nucleotides. Its product is annotated as serine/threonine-protein kinase/endoribonuclease IRE1-like. The transcript has 5 exons. Gene Ontology annotation, molecular function: RNA endonuclease activity; protein serine/threonine kinase activity; ATP binding. The coding region runs from base 15 to 1121 and encodes 368 amino acids. Gene Ontology annotation, cellular component: IRE1-TRAF2-ASK1 complex. Lineage: Eukaryota; Metazoa; Arthropoda; Branchiopoda; Diplostraca; Daphniidae. Gene Ontology annotation, biological process: IRE1-mediated unfolded protein response; intrinsic apoptotic signaling pathway in response to endoplasmic reticulum stress; protein phosphorylation. The record is from RefSeq and is a predicted model, not a curated record.
AUUCCGCUGUUUGUAUGGAGCGUCUAUUGCGUCAUGAGGAAGUUCUCUUCAAAGGGAAGAACAUCCAUUGUAGAAAUGAGUCGCUUUUCAAAGGGCGGGGCGAUUCGUUGGUGUACAGUGGAUAUUUAAAAAAGACGAAAGAUUCAAAAGAAGAAGAAAUUGCAGUGAGGAAGAUUAAGGUAACAGAUUGUUGCGAUCAAUGGAAUGACAUCGUCACCAAACAUACUCGAGAGAAAGAUCCCAUCAAACACGAAAAUGUCCUCAAAAUUAUUAGCUAUGAAGAAAUGGAUGAAUGGAGAUAUUUUGCUCUGGAACGUUACGACGCCACGUUGGAGCAAUUUUGCAAAGGCUUUUAUAGAGGACCGAUGCCAUCUGACGCCCAAGUUCUUUGCCAAAUUGCCAAAGGGCUUUUGUAUCUGCACAAAGUGCGAUGUUCACAUGGAAAUUUGACGCCCGUAACAGUUCUUAUCGCUUCCGCACAGCCGGUGCGGAUGAUGAUCAAGUUAUCCGAGUUUGGGUUAAGCCAAUUCGGCGACAAACUGGGGGAAAAGCAAGAACUUUGCCAAAGGAAAUAUUGGAGAUUAUUAAAUGAAAAAAUUAAACAAAAACAACCAAACAGUGACCAGAACCCUACACCUCAUCAAGAUAUCUUUUCAGCAGGUUGCCUCUGUUUUUAUUUCCUCAAACGGGGUGUGCAUCCCUUUGGUGACGACGCGUCGUCAAUCUUGGAAAACAUAAAAAAGCGAAAUCCUGUCAACUUAAAUACUCUACAACAAGAAAAAGCCGUUUGGGAAUUUGCCUACGAGCCCAUAGAAAAUAUGAUUGGAGAUCCACCGACCGACGGCACAAAUUGGUUGAUGAUUGCCAAAGAUCAUUUUAAGAAGGCCCUUCCUCUGAGAUUUGAAGAAAAAAAGGAGAAGGAACUCGGCAGGGGGGGAUUCGGAGUCGUGUACGGAGGAACGUUCGAAGGCAAUGCAAUUGCAGUUAAAGUAACAGUUAAGGUACAUUUAGAUGAUGAAAGAAAAAGAGAACAGGAAAGGGAAAUGGAGGAACACUUCCGGUUGGACCACGAAAAUGUCCUGAAACUUUUGCACGUUGAAGACUCACGGGAUAAAACGUAACUAAAAGAAUUUAAAAUUUCAUUUUGGUUUGGUGAGUUUAUCAACGGACUGGAAUUUAUAAAAUGGGAUUGA